AUGCCGCCUCAAAAUAAGGCGGAGGAGGCAGCGGUCUGCUCCGAUGACAACAUCCAAGUUGCCAAGUUCGCGAAUGGAGGCUGUUGUUUUUGGAUGCCUUGUAACUCUGCCGUCGGGCCAAUCUGGUGGCAGCAUUUAGCGGUGUACAACAACGACAUCGACUCCGAAUCAUCCAUGCCAUCAAGCGACAACGAGGCAUGGUGGACGCGAGGGUGGAGGAGAUUCCGAGAAUGGUCGGAGUUGGUGGCCGGCCCGAAAUGGAAGACGUUUGUGCGACGGUUCAAAAAUAACAGAACCGGUAAUGGAGGAGGGAAAUUCCAUUACGAUCCGUUGAGUUACGCCCUUAAUUUCGACGAAGGGCCGGGAGGAAACGGCAACUACGACGAUGAUUAUUUCAAGAGAAACUUCUCUUACAGGUACGCCACGUUACCUCUCUCCACCAAACCCUCCUUGGAUUUCGACAAAGAAGAGCCGUUACUCGUUUGA
Molecule: messenger RNA, 486 nt
Organism: Gossypium raimondii (Peruvian cotton)
Lineage: Eukaryota; Viridiplantae; Streptophyta; Magnoliopsida; Malvales; Malvaceae
Exons: 1
Coding region: 1-486 (161 amino acids)
Source: RefSeq, a predicted model, not a curated record